Molecule: messenger RNA, 5712 nt
Organism: Populus euphratica (Euphrates poplar)
Lineage: Eukaryota; Viridiplantae; Streptophyta; Magnoliopsida; Malpighiales; Salicaceae
Product: inactive rhomboid protein 1-like
Exons: 9
Coding region: 212-1336 (374 amino acids)
Biological process (GO): proteolysis
Cellular component (GO): membrane
Molecular function (GO): serine-type endopeptidase activity
Source: RefSeq, a predicted model, not a curated record
GAACUAAUGAAAGGAAACAGGUAAACCCAAACCAAUUAUCAUUAAUUACGCUCCUAAUUAACUAAAUUCCUCCUCUCACAUUACGGCAAUAAAAGGCAAAACCCAUCGUUCCGGUCCCAGCCUCUCCCUCUCCGCAUCUGCAGCUACCUACCAUGUCGAUUUUCUGCUGAAUGAAAAUAACUGAUAAUUCAAUUCAAGAAAGAUAAGAGUGAUGAUGGGGAGGGAGGGCGCUGGGAACGACACUGUGGAGAUUAAGGUACAUCCAAAGCGGGAAAACAAUGUAGGCUCACCACCACCGUAUCAGAACAAAUCUGUUUUCAAGAAAUGGGUGCCAUGGCUUGUCCCCUUAUUUGUGGUUACUAACAUUGCUGUCUUUAUUGCUGUCAUGUAUGUCAAUGAUUGCCCCACCAAUUCUGGCUCUUGUGUUGCUCCUUCUUUGGGCAGAUUCUCCUUUCAGCCUCUCAAAGAAAAUCCCCUUCUUGGCCCCUCCUCUUCAACUUUGGUGAAGAUGGGAGCUCUAGACGUGGUUAGAGUGGUGAAUGAGCACCAGAGUUGGCGUCUCAUUUCUUGCAUAUGGCUACAUGCUGGAGUCUUCCAUGUGGUUGCCAACAUGUUGAGCCUCCUCCUAAUUGGAAUUCGUCUUGAGCAAGAAUUUGGGUUCGUUCGAAUUGGGUUGGUCUAUGUCAUUUCUGGCUUCGGUGGGAGUUUGUUGUCGGCUUUGUUUAUUCAGACAGGUAUAUCUGUUGGUGCCUCCGGUGCACUGUUUGGUUUACUAGGAGGCAUGCUUUCAGAACUGAUUACGAACUGGACCAUAUACGCAAAUAAGUCAGCAGCACUGACAACUCUCCUUUGCAUCAUUGCAAUAAAUCUAGCAGUUGGACUCCUCCCACAUGUGGACAACUAUGCUCAUAUUGGAGGAUUUCUCUCUGGCUUUUUUCUGGGCUUUGUGUUCUUAAUUCGCCCCCAGUUUAAGUGGAUCAACCAAAAAGCAUGUCCUCCAGGAUACAUUGCACCCCCAGCUAAAUCUAAACACAAGACGUACCAGUAUGUAUUGUGGGUUGUAUCUCUGAUAGUAAUCAUCAUUGGAUUUACUCUUGGGAUGGCUGCACUCCUUCGAGGAAUUAAUGUGAAUGAUCAUUGUUCAUGGUGUCAUUACUUGAGCUGCGUUCCUACUUCAUUAUGGAGCUGCAAUUCUCGGCAAGUUUAUUGUCAGUCGACUCAACUUGGAAAUCAACUGAACUUGACGUGCUUGAGCAAUGGGAAAAGCAACCUGUAUUAUUUGUCUGCUGACGUCCUGUCCAAGUUUCAGCAGUUGUGCGCACAGCUUUGCAGUUGAUGUGCACCCUGUACACGAUAGAUUGAUCGAACUAUGUAGUUUUACAAACUGGUGAAUUUAUGUGAUUCAUUUAUCCAAAUGUAAAGAACACUCAUCGAUGACCGCCGCAUGAUGAUAUAAUUUCAUUGAUUUCUGCAUGCUCUGCAUGGUUCAAACUUCAGGCUCUCUCUUUAUGAUUCUUGGGAUAUUGGCAAGAAUAGCAGAUCAAUUUUAUAUGAACUAAUGAACAGCGUAAACAAAGUAUUUCUGUUCCACCAUGGCAUCCAUACUUUUUACAUAUAUAAUGAUUGGUUUUUCACGUUGUUUUAAACAACAAUGCCUGAAACAGAGCUCGUGAAAUUCCAUUAAAAUCUGCAUUAGUGAUCUGGCUAGCCUCAUCCAACAAUUAUGAAUCAAGUGAUUAAAAGGGCCUCAUUAGGCCCAUUUAGAGUCAUUAGCCUAAACUACCAGGGCCCUGAUAAAGAAGAAAAGGCCCAACAUACAAGAACCCCAAGUCCAGAACAACUGAAAGCAAAGCAUCCCCUGCAGCUGAGCUGCAAACAAUCUCUCUCUCUCUCUCUGCGUCUCUGCUCGUCGAGCUCAGUUGAUUUUGAGGUUUUGCAGAAGAAACCUGUAACAGCGGGUAUGCUGGGAGACAGGUGGUUGGGUAAUUGAUAGCUGUUAGGUUGUCAUUAGAUGUUGUGAUUGUUCAUAUUCUAUUCAGUAGCAGUCUCGACAUGUGGGGAUUCAUCAGCUUUUUAAUUUAAUCCAAGCGAUUAUAUUGUGUCAUGCUUUAAUAAAUUUCUUCUUCUUGGAAACUGUCGUGAGCGAAAGCAUUGUUAGAAGAUAUCAUAAACUAUAAAAAGCUUUGGGGUAAUCAUUGGUUUCUAUGCUUUAUAUUUUAUGUUUUCAAAGAAUUAGCAGCAAGCACUCUGUACGAGUUUUCUUCAUCUCUUUUGAAAAAGUAUUUUAUUAAGGAAGAAGAACUAGAAUAUAUUUCUAUAUAUCUGUUAAGACGACACCUUUAAAGACCUGUGAGGAGGAACACACCAGAGGGAAGCCAGGAAAACUUUCCUAUUCCAAAAUUUUAGAAUUUCUCUAACUCUGUAUGCAUUAGGUCACUGAAUUUUUGCACUGCCAUAGCACUUUGCCUUAAGAGUUCCCAUAGCCCACAAGAGAAGCACCCCAAGCUGUAAGAACUCUCCUUUUCUGAUGUUAUAGAGCCAUCCAUGUGUUGAAAUUGCUAAUUUCUAAUCCGCUAAUAAGCUAGAGACUUUAUUCUGCUCAUCUAUGACUUGUUGAAUAACCAUUUCAUUAAUCCAAAACAUUUCUUUCCCUCCUCCAAUCCCGUGCUAGAUUAGGAGCAAGAAUCAUGAUAUCAUUAUGCAUAAAAAUAGCAUGGCUGCAUUUCCUUUGCAAUUUAUGUUUUUAUGCCACACUGCAAUAAUAAUAUAAGGGAUUGGCCUCCAUUGGAUGGCUGUAAGAGAUUGCAAUACAUCACAAAACCUGGUUGCUAAUGUUACUGAAAACCUGACGUGAAAUUAGAAGCUUUGGGUUUAGCCUAUUUUCAGUGUUAAAUGAUCGUCUCAAUCUGACAUGACUCCAUUUUAUUUAAAGGAACAUAGGAAUCGUGUUGUGUUACAAUAAAUAGCUCAUUCUCUCUUAAGUGCUUUUACAUAAUUAACCGAACAGGUUUAUAUUUUGGAGUGACUGAUUUAUCUGAAUACUUAGUUGAUGUGAUAUGAAUAUGGCCCACUAGUGUGAUUUGUCACCCCACUUAUAUUUAUAUAAAAUAAGCAUGCCCCGAUUUACCACAUUUUGGGGUAACCUAGAUUCUACCAACUAUGUGGGAUGACAAUAUAAAUGUGGGAUAUACCAUCUAAUGUGGUAGAUGGUGAAAAGCUAGAAUGUGAUAGAAAUGUCUUGAGCUCGAGUCAUUUUCUUUGCAGAGCAAGAUCUAAGGUUAUGCGCAUAUCAGAUGAGAUACAAGAAAGAAAUGAGUUCACCAAUUGUGUAAAAUGUGCUCAAUUCGGUGAGAAUCUAGAAUGUAACAGGGAUGUCUUGAGUUGAAGUCAUUUUUUCAAGUACUUUAGACUUUUUAAGGUUUGCCAGGAUCUACACUUGAUCAGUGCUAUGUAUCAUACAAGGAUACAACAUGGAUGGUAUGGAAGAUGAGCUUCCUCAUUUGGUUAGAAGCUAAAAUGUGAUAGGCAUGUCUUGAGUUGAAGUCAAUUUUUUUUUCUCAAAUACUUUAUACUUUUUAAGGUUUGUCAGGAUCUAUACUUGUUUAGUACUAUGUAUCAUAUAGGGCUUCAAUGGAUGGUAUGGAAGAUGAGCUUCCACCUAGCUUUGUGUCAAAAAUUGACAACGAUAACAGCUACAAAGUAGAAAUUGAGAGAGUUUCAUCCUCACUAGCUCAGAUGAAUGCAGAAGAUUCAAUUUUGAUUCUUGGUUGUGAAUGGAAGGAAGAUCUUACAAAAAAAAAUAAAAAAUGAAUGUAGUUAAUGCAGGUAAAGAGGAGAUAAAACCUGCCAUUGAAGAGGUGAAUAAUGAAGAGGAUGAGGAUGGAUUGAUGAAUGAAGAAAUCAUUGAAAAUGAGGCAAAAGAUAAGGUAAAGGAGCUUAUUGAAUAAGAUAGUCUAGUUGUUGGAGUUGAAAAUGAGAGAAUAUUUGAAGGAUGGAAUUGAUAAUAGAGAGAAAGCAAAAGGUGAAGGAUAAACAACUCAUGAUGGCAAAUCCUAGGAAAGAAGUAGAUACCUUAAGGGAAAAGGGGAAAGGGGGGAAAAGGAAGAAGGUAGUUUCAAGGGUUGGGAAUGCAAGGAUUGCCAAUAGUACAAAUGACGAAUAAACUUCAAGUAAAAUGAUGAAAAAGAAGAAUGAGAUUAUGAGGAUGAUAUUUAUGUGUAGCUCCAAAACAAAAUAGGAUUGCUAUCAUUGCAAGCUUUUUGGAUUGCCUGUGGGCAAAAGAGAUAUUUUAUUAAGUAUUUUCAAAGGAAUGGAGCUAUUCCUUGUUUGAUUUUGAUUAGAGGUUGAUGUAUGGUAUUCGUAAAGCCACAUGGCUUGAAGGUUAUAACAUUGAGUUGAAGGCUUUGAACUUGGCAUUCCAUUCUAAGGUUAGUAUUUGAACUCAGUGUUUUUUUUACUAUAUUUCAAUCCAUCAUGGUUUAUUCAAAAACAGUGUUAGGUCUAGAUUUGUAUUGCUUUCUAAACAAAGCAUGAGUUUCCUUAAGAACAACUAAUUUGCUUUCAGUUGAAAGUGUGUUUCUUGAUUUGUGAUUGGGGUUGAUUAAGAUGCACUUGUUGUGAAAAUUGAGAAUAAUGUGUUUUUGAGGGUUGUCUUUGUCGAUAUUAGGGUUAGGUAUAAUCGAUAAAUAUGUUACGGUUAGCUUCAACUAUAUAUAUAUAUGUAUGCAUGUAUGCAUGCAUGCAUGCAUGCAUGUAUAUUGUAAAAAAAUGGCAAAGCAAAGAUAUGGAAAGUUUGCGGGUUUUUUUUCCAAAAUAGCAUAGUCAGCAAAAGUAUUUUGGGAACUAGCAUUGCAAGAGAAAAAAAUGGGGAAACAACACAUUUUCUUGAUUGCAUCACUCCCGGUGGCACAACAAAAAAAUUCCCUAGUUGCACCAGUCCUACUGGUGCUAACAAUUGAUCUAUUUUUAACAACCCCUUCCUCCCUGUCUCCACCGUGAACUUUCCUCACCUCUUGGCCUCCUUAUCUCUUUGCCUCCUUUCACCACAAAAACUAGCAACCCCCUUCUCCUUCACUUACCACCACCACUACAUUCGCCACCCCCUUCAAUAAUUUAAGAUCAUUAAAACCCUAAGAAAAACUUGAGCUCACUGCAGUGGAGGCCCAACAGUGUCUCAUGAUGGUCCCACAGAAACAUUGAAGAGAAUAAUCACGGAAUUGGAGAAAACGAGGUCAAAGAAGAACUCUAAAAAAAGGGACGGCAUUUUUGUCCAGGUUCCAGAAUCCAUGUCAUUUUCUUGACACUGCAACUUUGCCCAUGAUUCUCACUGUUGUUGGAACUGCACUCUUUGCAAGGCUACUCAUGAUGUAUGAUGAUUAGCAAGAAAUGAUGGAAGCACAUAAUUAAGAAUUCCCCAGUUGGUCAAGGCAAAAUUAGGAUGCUUACUUGCGAGGAAUGGGAGGAGUUUAGAGAAGUGAGGUCUAGGACUCCUUUUGAAUCCAAGCUUGCUCGUUCUAAUGCACACAUAAGAACCGAAGAACCAGUGCACAUGGUGAGGCUUCCUGUUCUUUUCAUUACUACAUUUUGUAGUUUGGCUGAUAAACACAUAUCCAUCACGGGAAUGAUUGUAAAGUAGCAAGUGCAUUUGCUCACAUUUAACCCUUUAACAAGGGAAUCUAUAACACAUGGUUAUCACAUGAAUGUUAUUUGUCA